AUGCUCACGCCGUGUCGGGCGUUGUGGGGUCCCGCCCAAGAGACACUGUGCCGGCGCCUUUUCUUGCGGUCCUGCUGUGCAUUGGGGCGGGGUUGGCGGCGUGUGAUCAUUCUGACAAGAGUCACUCUCCUCUUUGGUGCGGCGUGGUUCGCUGCCGCUGCGUUGGGUUCCACUGUGGUGUUCUGUCGUCCCCUCGAUACGCCGGAAUACCUCAUUCCGUACUACUUGCGCGAUGUCACCACCCGCUUCAAGCACUACGCAACACACUAUAAGCGCAAAGGUGGGCCCAAAUACAUGACUCUUGAGGACUUUGUGCAUGCAUUGUUGGCGUCGAAGAACAACGAGCCGUUGGAUCCAUAUGUAAUGGAGGGGAUGAGACAGCUCUUUACCGAGCUGGACGCAGACGGAAACGCAUAUCUUAGCCUCUCUGAGUUCUCGUUCCUCAUGUUGUUGUUGACAGCGAAAGCAGAUGAUAUACGAACGCUUUUUUCUAUUUUGGACAAGGACCGUGUCGGCUCACUGAGCCUUCACGAAUUCGCGGGUGUGUUGCAGGGUCUCGGCUGCAGCCCCAGUGAGGCAGAGUCGAUGACGCGCGGCAGCAGGAAUGGCAUCGUGCGACGGCUCUUCGGUGAGGAUGGAGAGCGGCAUUGCUCGUACGAUGAGGUUUUGGAAACAAUCGACGCCAUCAAUGAGGAAGUGUGGAAAGCCGAGUUCCGGCAAUUCGACACCGACCGCAAUGGCCAUAUCACUGCCGAGCAAUUUGGGAAGCUCAUCGCGAACCAAAUGAUUGGCAGUCAUGUUCCGUUCUAUAUUGUCGAGAACAUUCGCAAGAUGCGCGGCAGCGGGGAAACUAUGACUCUUGAACUGUGGAUCAGCUUUCAUCGCGUUAUGCGGCACGCGGAUGCGAUUGGGGAGGCCGUUGAAGUGUUCACAUCCUCUGGUCUCCUGUUGCGGAAGAAGGACUUCAACCGUGCGGUGAAGGCGGCAGGUGUGCCGCCCUUCACGGAGGUGGAGCUGGACCUCAUAAUGGCGCUCUUUGAUCGCAACGGGGAUGGUGUCCUGCAGUUUGACGAGUUUAUCUCAGUGAUGCAGCAAAAACUGACCUAUCACUACGACGGUAGGAGUAGAAAACGAGAUAAGAAGAACUUUCCAACUCGUUUCGUGGAGUGUGUCGGGGAGGUCUGGCCGAAAUAA
This is a messenger RNA of Trypanosoma grayi, 1194 nucleotides long. RefSeq names its product Ca2+ binding protein, contains EF-hand motif (ISS). Lineage: Eukaryota; Euglenozoa; Kinetoplastea; Trypanosomatida; Trypanosomatidae. Gene Ontology annotation, molecular function: calcium ion binding. The record is from RefSeq and is a predicted model, not a curated record. Gene Ontology annotation, biological process: calcium import into the mitochondrion; mitochondrial calcium ion homeostasis. Bases 1 to 1194 code for a protein of 397 amino acids. The transcript has a single exon. Gene Ontology annotation, cellular component: uniplex complex.